This is a messenger RNA of Ectocarpus siliculosus, 983 nucleotides long. The record is from the annotation of a GenBank genome assembly. NCBI's taxonomy places the organism in Eukaryota, Phaeophyceae, Ectocarpales, Ectocarpaceae.
AUGCCUGCAACGUUGGCGUUCCUGUGUCUGGUUGCACAUUCCUCAACAUCGGCCGCCGCGUCUACCUGUCAAGGAGGAGCUCCUUCAAGAGCUUUCCUCGCCCACGGCAGGCGGUCUUCGGCCCUGACCAGCUCUAACGCUCGGUCAUGUAACCCUGGCCCAACAACGCAGGGAGAGUCUGGUCAUGGCGAGGACGCAUUAGAAACGUUUGCCUUGGUUGUGAGAGGAGGAAGCGACGAGGAUCCAUCCCUCACUACGCUCUUUAUGCGAGUCCUAAUGCCAGGCUUUAGACGAGACAAGGGCGGGGACGGGGAGUUGGACUUGGAAGGAGGUGGGCUGAUGCGAAGGCUGAAGCGGUUGGUGUCCGGGGUGUUUCGGAAAGUGCGAGGGUCGCCGGUCCCCAUCACUGAACCCAAAGGUGAGGCAAAAAACGUAGCGACCAAGAAAAAGAGCAAGGGAAAAGCUAAGGGGGCAACAACUACAUCCCACCUCGAGAAGACGUACCGUCCAGGGAACGCCAACUAUCGGAUACAGAAGGAAUUGAAAGAAUUCAUGGCCAACCCGCCUGAUUGCUGCAAGGUCAGCGUCGGUAAGAACAUCAGAGUAUGGAUCAUCACCAUCAGCGGGGCGGAAGGCACCAUUUACGCAGGAGAGAAGUUCCGGCUUAGAGUAUCCUUCCCCGAGGAGUACCCUACCAAACCGCCGGCGGUGUACUUCCUGCAAUCUCCGCCGCCGCCGAAACACCAGCACAUCUACACCAACGGAGACAUCUGCCUGAGCUUGUUGAGCUCCAGAGACUGGAAACCAAAUCUCACCGUCAUGUCUCUGGCGCUGAGCAUCCUCAGCAUGCUCUCUAGCGCCAAGGAGAAGCGCCUCCCAGAAGACAACGCUACACAUGCGGAAGCGAGACCAGGGCAGGCUCAACAGUGGAUAUACCACGAUGAUCUGUGUUAGGCGUGGACCACAACAUGGCCGGCAGUUGC